Molecule: messenger RNA, 612 nt
Organism: Colletotrichum higginsianum IMI 349063
Lineage: Eukaryota; Fungi; Ascomycota; Sordariomycetes; Glomerellales; Glomerellaceae
Product: Ribosomal protein L15
Exons: 3
Coding region: 1-612 (203 amino acids)
Biological process (GO): cytoplasmic translation
Cellular component (GO): ribosome; cytosolic large ribosomal subunit
Molecular function (GO): RNA binding; structural constituent of ribosome
Source: RefSeq, a predicted model, not a curated record
AUGGGUGCCCUCAAGUAUGUCGAAGAGCUCCAGAAGAAGAAGCAGUCCGAUGUGAUGCGCUUCCUUCUGCGUGUUCGCUGCUGGGAACUCCGACAGCUGAAUGUCAUCCACCGCGCCUCGCGUCCCUCGCGCCCCGACAAGGCUCGCCGCCUCGGUUACAAGGCCAAGCAGGGCUACGUUAUCUACCGCGUCCGCGUCCGCCGCGGAGGCCGCAAGAAGCCCGUCGCCAAGGGUGCCACCUUCGGCAAGCCCACCAACCAGGGUGUCAACCAGCUCAAGUACCAGCGCUCCCUCGCCUCCACCGCCGAGGAGCGUGUCGGCCGCCGCUGCGCCAACUUGCGCGUUCUCAACUCGUACUGGGUUAACCAGGACUCGACCUACAAGUACUUCGAGGUCAUCCUCGUCGACCCCCAGCACAAGGCCAUCCGCCAGGACCCCCGCAUCAACUGGAUUGUCGCCCCCGUCCACAAGCACCGCGAGUCCCGCGGCCUCACUGCCACUGGCAAGAAGUCCCGCGGCCUCAACAAGGGCCACCGCUACAACAAGACCCAGGCCGGCCGCAGAAAGACCUGGAAGCGUCACAACACCCUCUCCCUGUGGCGCUACCGGUAA